This is a messenger RNA of Hyaloscypha bicolor E, 1596 nucleotides long. Its product is annotated as putative feruloyl esterase. The record is from RefSeq and is a predicted model, not a curated record. Lineage: Eukaryota; Fungi; Ascomycota; Leotiomycetes; Helotiales; Hyaloscyphaceae. The coding region runs from base 1 to 1596 and encodes 531 amino acids. The transcript has a single exon.
AUGGGUUUCAUGUUAUUCUUACUCACUUUGGGAAUCCUCUUCAACUCUGCCAGAGCUCACGUUGCAUUCGAGCGUGGUAUCAAAUCCUGCACAAACAUCAAACCAUCACACGUCCCUGGCGCUGAAAUCAUCUCAAUUGAAAGCGAAGAAAAACACAACUUCACCGUCUUCGCUAGCUCACCAUUUCUUCUUCAAGAUAUCUCCAACCUUAGCGUUUGUGAAGUGAACGUCACUCUCACCCGUACCAACGCAGUUGAUAAAGUUCUUCUUCAGAUAUGGCUUCCGUUGAAUAACUGGAACGGACGAUUCAUGGCAGUGGGAGGAAGUGGAUGGGCAGCUGGCCUUGGUGACCUCUCGCUUGCACCGGUAGUUGCACAGGGGUUUGCAGCAGCCUCCACAAAUGCUGGUCUUUCAGGAGAUCCCGUCAACCCAGGCCUUUGGGCACUAAAGGAUAACGGGAAAGUCAACUGGGAUCUGUUGACGAAUUUUGGGUCGCGUUCAGUGCAUGACUUAGCCAUUGUUGGGAAAGCUACUACCGCGAAGUAUUAUGGAGUAGCGGCGAAAUACUCCUACUGGAAUGGUUGUUCAACCGGGGGUCGGCAAGGGCUUGUGGCUGCCCAAAAGUACCCCAAUGAUUUUGAUGGUAUCUUAGCUGGCUCGCCUGCUAUCAACUGGGUAGAAUAUGUUGUCGCAGAACACUGGCCUCAGGUUGUCAUGAAUGAAGCGAGGGCUUUCCCUUCCCCGUGCGAGCUGGAUGGUGUUGUGCAAUCUGCGGUUGCUGCAUGCGAUGAGCUUGACGGAGUCAAGGACAACGUCGUCACAAAUCUCGCCCAAUGCAAAUUCGAUCCUUUUAAAGCAGUUGGAUCGAAAGUUCAAUGUGAUGGGAAGGAUGUUACUAUCACACAAUCGGUUGCCUCGAUCGUCAGCAAAAUUUGGGAUGGUCCGAAAACAACUACUGGGGCUCAUCUCUGGUACGGCCUGCCAGUUGGUGCUCUGAUGGAUUACCUCGCAAACUCGACAUUUGUCAACGGUACUCGUGUUGGCAAUCCUUUCUUUGUUAGUGACACCUGGAUCCGAUAUUUCCUCGAGGCAAACCCAAAUUUCGACUCCUCGAGUGUGAACUCAGCAGAGUUGUCAGUACUGUUUUCCGAAUCAUCAAGACGAUACGCCGAGGCGAUCGAUUCCGCUUGCCCUGAUCUUUCCGGACUUCGAAAGUCGGACGGGAAACUUCUUGUGUGGCACGGGGAAGCAGAUCCCAUAAUCUUCCCGCAAGGCACGAUCAAAUAUCGCCAAAAUGUGGAAAGGGCAUUGGGGGGAGCCGCCAAAGUGGAUAAUUUUUUCCGUCUCUUUCUUGCUCCUGGGGUUGAUCACUGCGGGCAGGGUCUAACUCCUGGGGCCAUUCCUUCUGAUCCAUUGGGGGCAUUGGUGUCUUGGGUAGAAAAGGGAAUUGCUCCGGAUAUGCUGACUGCAGAAACAUCUCCGAAUGCUCCAGCACACUUCACUCGGAAGAUCUGCCGAUAUCCUUUAGUGUCCAAAUAUCGCGGCUAUGGAGAUCCCACCUCUUUGGCAAGUUACAAUUGUGUUGAAGGUUAUUGA